Messenger RNA from Penicillium bovifimosum, 489 nucleotides. Its product is annotated as tubulin-binding prefolding complex subunit GIM3. The transcript has 3 exons. Lineage: Eukaryota; Fungi; Ascomycota; Eurotiomycetes; Eurotiales; Aspergillaceae. The record is from RefSeq and is a predicted model, not a curated record. Gene Ontology annotation, cellular component: cytoplasm; prefoldin complex. Gene Ontology annotation, biological process: protein folding. The coding region runs from base 1 to 489 and encodes 162 amino acids.
AUGGUGCAACCCCGCAUGGUAAGCUACCCCUCCACAAUUCGCGGACCCUGCCAAAACGGCCAACCCCAGCACGCAAAAGCUAAUAGCGCAACGCAGCUCACAAAAGCCGACGAAACGUCAGGCAAUGAUGAGAAUGAGGUCCGACGCGAGGAUCAGGAGAAGAUUAAUCGAUUUAGUCGGUUGCAUCAGCGGGAGACUGUGCUUGAGGAGCAGUUGAAAGGGAAGCAGAAGGAUAAGGAGGAUUUAGAGGAGAUUUCGAUGGAGUUGGAGCUUGCUGAUGAGGAUGAGCUUGUGCCUUACAAAAUUGGAGACUCUUUCUUCCAACUACCGCUAUCAGAUGCUCAGGGGAUGCUCUCGUCAUCAACGGAGAAGAUCGACGCAGACGUCACCAAGCUGGAGGACUCGCUCGGUGAACUGCGUGAGGAAAUGCAACAGCUGAAGGUUGCGCUGUACGCGCGGUUUGGUCGCAGCAUUAACCUGGAGACUUAA